Messenger RNA from Galleria mellonella (greater wax moth), 8633 nucleotides. It is a transcript of the gene Src42A, whose product is annotated as tyrosine-protein kinase Src42A. Gene Ontology annotation, molecular function: transmembrane receptor protein tyrosine kinase activity; signaling receptor binding; ATP binding. The record is from RefSeq and is a predicted model, not a curated record. The transcript is spliced from 8 exons. Gene Ontology annotation, biological process: protein phosphorylation; cell differentiation; innate immune response. Gene Ontology annotation, cellular component: extrinsic component of cytoplasmic side of plasma membrane; signaling receptor complex. The coding region runs from base 241 to 2976 and encodes 911 amino acids. Lineage: Eukaryota; Metazoa; Arthropoda; Insecta; Lepidoptera; Pyralidae.
CGCCGGACGCGCACGCUCGCCGCGCUCCGCAUUACAACACCCGCGCCGAGUUCGCGCUAUGCCGCCAUCCCGACAACAAACCUUUGUGUUCGUUUACUUUUUUCAUUUUCGAUGUGUAGGACAUAGCCCGGAAAUGCUUCAGUGAUUUAUACUUAACACAAACAUAGUGCAAUUAACGAAACUUGAUCAUUUUAAUAAUAGGUCAAUAAACUUAACACAUACUGACACUCUUCGUCGACGAUGGUGUCAGAAGGGGCUCUGCCCGUAGUUUGGUGUAUACGAGAUAAUCAACUUGUGCCUCACCAAGUAUCUGGUGUAAAAUUACAAGGAGCUGUCACAGGAGCUCAUAUAGCCGCAGUGACGGACUUUUUACGUAUGGUUGCUGGAACUCCCAUUGUUUUACCGCAUACAGAAAUUCCGGAAGAUAUCGACAAUGAUAUUAAUCAAGAGAAAGAAAAUUCUACAAGACGACGUAAGAUGUCAAUGCAAGUGGAAGUUCCUUGUGUUUUCGUUACAGAAAGCGCUCUACAGAAAGCAAAAAGUCGCAGUAAUUCUUUAGAUGAAAAGGUAUUAUUUAAUAAUUGUAACACACCUUCUACUACCAAAAGUUAUUUAGAAUUAGAUAAAAAGUCGAAGUCAUUAGAAAUGAAGUCAGAAGACUGUAAUCUGGUAGGUGAAAAUGAAUGUAUAAAUGCGUAUACUCAACGUAUAACGAGAAUAAUAGAAUUAGAUGAUAUAAAUCCUAAUGUAAGAAAUAAUGAUGUUGAAAAAGAGCCGUUACAAAGGAUAACUAGAAUAAUUGAGUUCGAAAAUAAUAAAAUACCAUCGCCAGUAUCGAGUACUGAUGUAGAAAAUGAAAUUCCGCAAAGAAUCACGAGAAUAAUAGAAUUGAAUGAAGAUAAUUCCUUCACUACUAUUACUAAUAAUGGAGAUUUAGACAAAGAAUGCCCUCAGCGAUUAAGUAAAAUUAUUGAAUUGGAAAAAAAGAAUUCUUUUCCUAGUAUGACAAAAAUAAUAGAAAUGGAAAACGAAAUAUCGAAUGAAAGAAGAAUUUCUCUUACAAACGAACGAGAAACUGGUGGCGGAAUCAUAGAAAGUUAUACCGAAGAUAUAGUUGUUAGAUCUAAAUUAUCACAAAAAAGUACCCCUAGGAUUAGUAUUGAUUCUUCAUGCUCCGAAAACUCUUAUGUUAAUAUUGAUUGCUUUAAGAGUUUGCAGGAUGUAAGAAAAGAAGAAAUUAUAGAUGGUGGUAUAAGCCCAGAAUUAUCACCGGCUUGUAGAUCUGUACGUUCUAGAUUUCCAAGAAAGAAAACCUCUGUAUGUUCGAUUGGCUCCUCGGACUAUGAUGAGGUAGAUGUUAUUUUUAAAUCUAAACCUAAAUCUAGUCAGUGGUUGAGUCUCGAUUGGAUACCGCCACCGCCCAAAGAAGAGCCAGUGAUAACGCAAGUCUGUGAUAAAAAUGAUUUUAUAACAAAAUGGAUAGCGGAACAAAAUUCUCAAGACUCUGGUAUUGUAGCAGAUGAAAGACGCAAGAGUCUUCCCCCAAAAUCAAACGAAAUAUAUCUUCAAAAUAUGAGAAGAUUUAGUGAUGGAUUACAAAUAUGUAAAGAAGAUGCAGCUAGCGAUUCUCCAGCCACAGUUAAAUGGAAAUGGCAUGAUAUUGUAAAAAGACACCUUCAACUAUUGAAAAAUGAUAAAGGAUUUAGAAGACAAAGAGGAAGUUGGAUGAGAACAGCCCGCCGAUUAUCCGGCACUAACGUAAAUAAUAAGAACAUAGAACUGCCACUUGAAACAUAUAUGAAACUGAACAGUAUGCCAUGGUAUUUCCGCAAAAUAAAGCGAAUUGAGGCAGAGAAGAAGUUACUUCUGCCGGAGAACGAGCACGGCGCUUUCCUUAUCCGUGAUUCGGAAAGUCGCCACAACGACUUCUCGUUAUCCGUGCGAGAUGGCGACACCGUGAAACACUACCGAAUAAGACAACUGGACGAGGGCGGGUUCUUCAUUGCCAGACGUACCACCUUCCGUACACUCCAAGAGCUCGUGGAACACUACAGCAAGGAUGCUGACGGACUGUGCGUUUCGCUCAGUAAGCCCUGUGUGCAGGUGGAAAAACCUGUUACAGAGGGUCUUUCCCAUAGAACACGCGAUCAGUGGGAGAUUGAUCGCUCUUCAUUGAAGUUUGUGAAGAAAUUAGGACACGGACAGUUCGGUGAAGUAUGGGAGGGCCAGUGGAACAAUACUACUCCCGUCGCCAUCAAAACCCUAAAGUCCGGCACCAUGGAUCCCAAGGACUUCCUCGCCGAGGCACAAAUCAUGAAAAAGUUACGACACAACAAACUAAUCCAAUUGUAUGCUGUCUGCACGCUAGAAGAACCUAUUUAUAUCAUCACAGAAUUGAUGAAGAAUGGAUCCUUGCUUGACUAUUUGCAAGGCAAAGGUCGUGGUUUGAAACUGCAACAGUUAAUCGACAUGGCGGCGCAGAUCGCCGCAGGCAUGGCGUAUCUUGAGUCGCAGAAUUACAUCCACCGCGAUUUAGCCGCCAGGAAUGUACUUGUGGCCGAUUCUAAUGUCGUUAAAAUUGCUGAUUUUGGGCUCGCCAGACUUAUAAAGGAGGAUGAAUAUGAAGCGCGAGUGGGCGCACGCUUCCCCAUUAAAUGGACAGCACCCGAAGCCGCGAACUACAGCAAAUUCUCCAUCAAAUCUGAUGUGUGGUCCUUCGGUAUUUUGCUCACCGAGCUCGUCACGUAUGGUCGUAUACCGUAUCCAGGCAUGACAAACGCAGAGGUCCUUCACCAAGUGGAGCAUGGCUACCGCAUGCCGUGCCCGCAGAACUGUCCGGCGGCGCUCUAUGAGAUCAUGCUGGAGUGCUGGCACAAGGACCCGGUGAAGCGGCCAACGUUCGAGACCCUGCAGUGGAAGCUCGAGGACUUCUUCACCAUGGACAACUCGGAGUACAAGGAGGCGUCCGCCUACUGAGCCCGGCCUUCCCUGCCGCCCCACCGACACGCACACUCACAUCAUACGCCAGGUCUGUACCACAUGCCGCCGGAGCUACAAAUGCUGCACAACAGCGCAUCAAUGCAACAUCUCCAGAUGCUCCAGCUGGCGGCUCACCACGCGAGCCUUAACGAGAUGCAAGCGCACCAAGCCGCCCACCACCCAACCGUUGGGCAACAUCAACCGAGCGUUAGCCAGAUGCACCAGCCGAGCAUGCAGCUCCAGCCGAACGCCGCCAUGCAACACCAAGCGGCCGUCGGUCUACAGCAUCCGGUGAGCUUGAGCCAACUACAGCAUCCGGCGAAUAUGAACCAACUGGCGGCGACGAGCAGAUCGCGGCCAUUGUGCCACCACCACGCGGCGCCACGACACGCUCAACUCGCGUACCGUACGCCCUAGCGCCCGCUUCACACAACCCACCAACAGUGGCCAUGGAGCAACACCCUCCCGCGCGAGGAUAUCCGUAAUACAUAGAUAUGUUAAGACCUUCGAUUGAUUCGAAACGAUGCAAUUAGAACGAAGUAGUUUCUACCACUUGUAAUUUCGUUCUGAUAUUUUAUUGUUCUGUUCCAACUAUAAUCGUUCGUCUCAGGUUUUUUUUUUUUUGAGAAGUCUUAAUUAUACGUAAAUUUUAAAUUACCUGUAUUUAACACAUGAUAUACACAGUUUAUUAUUUAUAAUCAUGUAUAUAUUAAAAUAUGUAAAAAGUUAAUUUAUGUUACUUCCCACCCUGCAAGUUAUUUGAGAAAUUGUGUUGACUGCUCUAAUAUUCUAAAGAAUUAUGGAAAUUUUUUUAUGACUAUUAUUGCAAAUUUUAUAUAUAAAUAUAUAUAUAAAAACAGCCAUUUCGGAAUACAUUUUGUGAGAUAUAACUGCAAACGAUGCGAUCAACAAAGAAAUCGCCAACAAACUUAAUGCGUCAUGUUUCUUUCACCUCUAAUAAAACUAUAGCUGUUUAAUUACUUGAAACACUAAAGCUCUCAAAAACCAGUUAUGUAAGUUUACUAAAAAUAUAAAUCUAUUGAAUUAUGCUAAGAAAUACAUACGUCGUGUUUAUCUCAUUGAGGUGGGUAGAAACAAAGAAACACCAAAUGCUUAAAAGAUUUAAUGCUAAAAAUGAUUUAAACAUUUCUUUCUCCGUAAUCAUCAACAAAAAAAUAUUUUCCAUAUAUUACAACAUACUUAAAUAUUUAUUGUCUGAUUUUACUUUUGUAGUAGACAUCAUAAACCAAAGUAGAAUCUCAGUCAAUUUCUUUUUUUUUUUUUGUGAAAUAUUGUAAAAAUAUUAUCAAAAAGCAUAAAAGAACAUUUUAACAUAUAAAGACUACUUUACCUCAUGAGUAUACAACUUUAUAAACAGACAUUAUUUCUCCGCCACUACGCCAACAUGUUGAAUUCGAAAUAUUUAUAAACAAAAAAUUGGUAUUUAAAUCUAAUAAACAUUAUUAACAAAUUAAUAUCGAUUGCACAUAAUAAACUUAAGGGCAUACACUUUGGGAAACUAAAGUUAUCAUUAACUUCUCAAAGCGUGGUAACGUAGCAAUUAUCAAAAACGAUUUUACAAUUUUCAUAGUUCCCAAGUUCUCAGCUACUGUAUCAUGCAAAUAAUAUUCUUAUUAAGUUGUCACUGAAAAUUUAAAUCGUCAUGGCAAAAAUGUAUUUAAAAAUAUUUCUUAGCAAAAUAUGAAGUAGGUGCAAAGUUUUCAGUGCUACAUUUACCAUAUAUGUAACGUAUUCUAUAAUUGCGACGUUUGCACACUUCGGUAAACUAAAGUAAUGAACGCUCUUAACGUAAAAACAUUUGCCCUAAAUAGUCCAUUAAGAUACACUGCAUAUUGUUUUUAUAUUGUAAAACACGAUUCGGCAUAAUUACUUGUCACGUUAUAAUUGAAAAACAAAAUGUAUUGAAUUUUCCAAUAUCGUCAUCUUACACGAUUUGACAUUAUCGUUGAUGAAAAAUUUAAAGCGAUUGGAUUUGCAUAUAUAUUUUGCUUACUUGCUUGUCGUGACGGUAAUAUGCCGUAUCGUGCUACGAUAAAUUAUAAAAGCUCCAGAUUGCUAGAAUUUAAUACUAGGUCGUGACCCAUAAUUGUGUGUGUGUAUGUAGCUGUAUGUGCGAGAGUGAGAAAAUGUUAUAAUUACACCACACAUAUGCGUGAAAUUAGAGCCAAGUCUUCUCUUAUAAUUGAUGUUUAUUCCAAAAUAUUCCAUUUUAUCAAAUGAAAUGACUAUUUUCCAACUAAAGAAGAAACGAGAUUUAAAAGGGGUUUACAACUCGCAAUUUAGUAUAAUAUAUUCAAUUGAAAAUAAGUUUAGUUAGACUGGUUAUGAAUUUUCUGAAUGUAAUUCUAAUAUACGUAGGUUAACACUGCAGUUUUUAAAGUAAUAAUAAAAGUUUUAAAAACGUGUUACUACUAGAUAAUUCGUAAGGAGAUUCAUAAACUAGGUAAACUCUGCCACUUGUGGAUGUGGACAUUCCUACUUUUGUUAUAGACAUUUUAAAGGUCGGCAAUAUAACUAAUAUACCUGUAAAUAUUGCCAUAUAUUUAACAGUAAUUUUGGACUAAACUAGCCGGUUAGCCCAAAAUCUUGAAACCAAGUUGGCAACAUUAAAAUAUAUACUCAGAUUCGUUCAAUACAAUUCAAGUACGGCAGGUCUACUCCAGAAUCUAAUAUCAAUAUCAAUCCAAUCUAUUGCCAAUGAUAAUUUUAUAACACAUUCAUGAAACAACAGGAAUUAGGUUAUAAUUGGGAUCGGUUUACAAUAAUUUGCAUUGGCAAGUUACACUAAUAUGUAUCUAUCAGAACAUUAUAGAACUAUUAUGUCGCCAGUAUUGCGAUUCAAGAGUGCGAAGCGUCUCAAUUUCAAUGUAAAUUUAUUGAAAUGUAUUUCAACAGUAACCCUACAGAUCAUCUUGUACCAUACGCGUUAGUGUUCAUGCAGUAGCAACGUCUGUAUUAUCAGUAAUUUUUAAUUUGUUAUCGAAAUAGUGGAUUUCUAUUAAAGGUAAUGUAAAUGUUACCAAUUCUGCGGUUUUGACCCCACCUACACAGAAAAACAAUUGCAAUCGCUGAUAUUGGCUUACUAAAACUAAUUUUUUUUUUAUUCUAUUAAUAAUUAUAAAUAGUUUCAAACCAAUCAGAAGUAUACUUCUUAUAAUAACCGGUCAAUAUUUAAAAAAGGACAACUUCUGUGACCACAUGCACUGUAUUCACUGUAGUAGACUGUGUUAUCCGUUACCAAUAAAAACAAAUAUUUUGACUUUUCCGACUUUGUAACAAAUUCUAAGUAGUAGAUAAGAGGCUAUGUUACUACUAAACAAGACAUCGGUUUCGUGUUUAAAUAAGCAAAUCGGUAUGUGUGCGAUGCCGAGGCGUGGAGAUAUGCGCGGGUGUGCGUGUGUGCUCGGCCGCUGUGGCGAGUGUGACGACCGUGGCAACGUAACGGGGUGUACGCGUGCGCAGCGCGUGUGUAUGCGUGACAAGGAGGAAAUUUAGGUUCGGCAGGGAAUCUAAUCGUGCAAACAGCGCGAUUUUGUAUGUGUUUAAGUUUUAAAAGGCGCAUAAUCGAUUAGGUAUUUCACCUUCGUAUACCAUGUUUAAAGUAGACUAUCGAUAUUGGUGAUAGAUGCCAAAUAAUCCUAAUAAAGAACUGAAUUUUAUAUACAUAUUAAUUGUUCUGAGGGUAUUUAGAUAUUAGGACUUUAUUUAUGUAAUUAACGCAAUUGAAUUUCUCUAUACUACACUUAUAUUAUCGAAUGCGAGUCAUUUAUUUAUUUAGUAAUGAUAUUAUUUAAAUUUUUAUCUCUAUGCAGUUUCCUAACAGAUAAAUGACUUCGUGCUCAACAAUAUAAAUUUUAUGUUUGGUAUUGUAUUGUAUAGUGAUACAAAUUCAAAACUUAUCGUUUUAUUUGUGCCAAGACUUUUAGUUUAAGUAAAAGUUAGACGUCACGUAAAAUCUGAUCAUUGAAACUAUAAGGUGUAUCCACUUACAAUUAAGAUAUAAAUUGGCCUAAGUAAAUAAGUAUUUUUGAAUGUGUAGGUUUUGUAUCCUAACAUUUUAGAACUAACUUAAUAUAUUUAUAUUCAUUGAUCGUCAAUAAAGAAGCAUAUUCGUUAUACAGAACUACGCACUUGUAGGCGUUGUAUCGACAUAUAUUGUGCAAUAUUAUGCUAAAAUCCGGUGCUUAAAAUAUAAUUUGACUAGAGUUGAUAUAACUCGUUCAAUUUAUUUACAUCCUCAGAACAUUUAAACGAGUAGUUAUUGAUGUAAGCUUGAAAUGUUAAUUGAAUUUAAUAAAUAUAAUUUCUACCAAUACUAUAUAUGAAUAACGAAUUCAAAGUUUGUCUUGUAAAUUGUACUUCCCGCUAUCACUGUAUAUACUACCGAUAUUGGAUCAAGUUGUUAUGAGUGAUAUUAGAACUGGUUGGUAUUAGUUGUAUACAUGUACUCUACAGGUCAAAGUGCACUGAAACUAUCAUUCCAAUUGGAUCAUCGCAAUAUAUAAAUUUUGACAAAUAGAAAACUAUCUAGAUGAUAUUACGAAAGUGAGAAUGAUAAUACAAAUACAAAAUGCAACUAACUCGCACAAAUUAUGUACUAUAAACCCACUCAUAAGGUGCCUAAGUAUUUGCAUUUUUAUGUCACAAAAUAAACCAGUUUAUAAUUGAGUAGUGACAAAAUUAAUGAGAGAAAAUUUUAACUAAAGAUACUUCCAUUAAAAUAAUGGAAAUAUGUCUUUAGUUAAACUUUGUUUCUCCCUCACAAAUCUUGAAAUCUGCUCAAUGUAUGAACUGUUUUCUCAUGCACUGUGGAUAACGCACUUUAUUUAUAAAAAAAAAAUACAUUUAGACAGGACAUCUCCUUACAAAAUAUGAUUUAAGGCGUCAGACUUACGUAUGCAGGAUUAAAAACAGGUGUUGCAUCUUUAAUGAUUCCAACUCAAUAUUGUUUAUGUUACUGUAUUGUUCUUACUCUAUAAUUUAUUGUACUUUAAAUUUCCUUUAAGAAUUAGCUGUAUAAUAUGCUUUUAGGCUUUAUGCUUUAUUGAAAUAGCUUAGUUCGCUGUCUAUGUUUUAUGGCAAUAUUAUAAUUAUUAUUCUUCAUAUUUUAUGAUUAGUUAGCCAAAUUUCAAUUACUUUUCUAAUAAGGCCAUCACAAUAAAGAUCAAUAAGAUGCGUAGGCUAAGAUGAGGACAUGAAUGUUAGAUACUUUUAACUAGAAUUAUUUAGUAAUUGUCGCUGUAUUGAUUGACAUUUAUACGUACAGUUCUGUACAGCUGUAGCAAAUAUGUGUCGGUAAAUGUAGGGUAAUGUCAAAUUCGAGUGCGACUGAUGUUAGUUGAUACUGUUUGCGACGUGAACUAAGGUCUUAUUACCUCCGAGUAUCAAUUAAAUCUAUUUUAAGUUUUCUCAUGGCCCGGUAUUACACUUUCAUAAUAUAUGAUUAUAUAAAUUAAUCACGUCGCAGCACAUAAUACCGAUAUCUCUUUUUGAUCUCUGGAUAUAUUUGUCUACCUAUAAAUUAGAAAUAUGGCAGUGUAAUACCAGCGUUACUUAUUAUUAUUCUACAAUUAUUAUAUUUCACUUAUUUGUAAAGAUUUUUUUAACACAACAAUAAAUAUAAAUGUGAAAUA